AUGGGAAGCGGGUGUUGUAAGAAAACGCAAAUUUAUGAUGCUGCAGUGGCUGUCGUGCAAACACAAAAUGUAGUUGCAACAGAAACACCCUAUGGCUAUGUGUUUAUUUAUCCAGGUGCCCCAACACCCCAUCAGACGUAUACAUGUCCAAUGCUUUCUAUUCAUACGUACUAUCAUUCAUCACAGAAAACUGAUGUUGAUUAUGCAACGGCACAGCUUUCGAACAAAAAGAAGCAUAAUAAACAGUUUGAUCCUGUAUCUAAAGCAAAAGAAGAACAUUUGGCCUCAGAUGAAACUGUUCUUAUGAUUCCAGUCGAAGAUGUUAUCAAUAUUUAUUAUACUUCUGAUGUUAAGAAGAGUGUUAAAGCAGAAGAACAUUCACGUCGUGUACCUGUAGUAGCACAAAAUGGGUGUUGUAGUUGUUGUAAGGAUGAUCCGGAACCGCAACGGGAAACGACAGUCAUUGAACAAAAGAGUGCUCAUCGGGUUAUCACAAUACAUCUACAAUAUUCGAAGUACAGUAAUUUAGAUACAGUAUCAAAUGCACGUAUCCUUUCUGAAGCCGAUCGUGUACAAUUCUUCAGAGAUAAAUUUCAACCGAAUACAGAACUAAAAUUCUAUUUGGUUCGAAAUACAGAGUAUGAUUCAACUAAUUUUGAACAAAAGAGAGUGCAAGCUGAAAAUCUUUGCCGUAUUAUAAUGCAAUUGAAAGGUAUGAACAGUGGAAUUCCUAGUAACAAUUUACGUAUUCAUACGAAAGACAACGUGGUAGUCCCUGCUGUACCUGUCAUAUCCUAUCCAAGUCCACAAGAACUUCAGCAAAUCUUGAAUCAGCCAUACUAUGGAAUUUUUGGUGAUUCACAUCAAGAAAGAUCACAUUCCGUUCAAACACAACUAGAUUUUGGAACACAUGCACCAGUACCAAUAACGACAACUGUUUUAGGAGCAAUAGAAAUGCGAUCAAAAGGUGCAUCAGCGGUUAAAGAUGACAACAAGUCCUAG
Adineta steineri is the source of this 1002-nucleotide messenger RNA. NCBI's taxonomy places the organism in Eukaryota, Metazoa, Rotifera, Eurotatoria, Adinetida, Adinetidae. The record is from the annotation of a GenBank genome assembly.